Molecule: messenger RNA, 1794 nt
Organism: Penicillium odoratum
Lineage: Eukaryota; Fungi; Ascomycota; Eurotiomycetes; Eurotiales; Aspergillaceae
Product: glycosyltransferase domain-containing protein
Exons: 2
Coding region: 1-1794 (597 amino acids)
Source: RefSeq, a predicted model, not a curated record
AUGGCUUCCAGCCCGCUGCCGUUUGAGAAGGCCAAGUCGUCCGCCACCACCGUGAUGUGGCAGGUCUACCGUCAACGACCGCGGACCCCAAGAUCCAAAGCCAUCACUUACUCCAUUAUCGCAUUCCUUUCCUUUCUUGUUAUACUCUCCUCAUCACACGGGCAGUCCGAGCCAGAUUUCUGGACCAAGUUCCCAUCGUAUCAUCCAUUCACUGAAAUCCCUGAAAACGCGCAGGUCGCACUUCCUCGACGAUCCGAUGUCUCAAUCAACGGUACCCUCCCUCACGACUUGGACAAGCCCAACCCGAAUCUCCAUGUCCUGGUGCCCUUGCAGCAGGGCUCACGCGGCGCUUGUCGAACACUGGCAUCGGCCAUGAUUCUGGGAUACCCACCUCCAAUCCUGGUCGGAUACGGACAGGACAAGAGUGGUGCGACCGAGUUCGAGCGCAUAGUGGACCGGAUCACUCGCUUGCGCGAUUACCUGAAACCGAGCCAUACCGUGAAGGAUCAUGAUCUGAUACUGGUCGUCGACGCCGAGGAUGUCUUCUUCCAACUCCCCCCGGAGAUUCUGGUUACGCGCUUCCAGGAGAUUCUACGAACGAAUAAUCGGAAGUUAUUGAAAAAGCAUGGGUACACGAAGCUAGAGAAAGAAACCGAGGAUGCUCCCCCGGAUUUAGUGCCGAAAUACUCGCAGCGCGUGCUCUUUGGUGCAAGUAAAUUGUGCUAUAGUGCUCUGGAGGAGGACCCGGGCUGUGUUUCUAUCCCCGAGUCGUCAUUGCCUCCGGAUGUGUAUGGCUGGAAGACGGACAUCUAUCCUGAUGGGCAUUUGAAUCGGCCACGAUGGCUGAAUCCGGGUGCGGUGAUUGGUCAAGCUGCGGAUCUCCGACUUAUCUACGAUGAGGCCCUGCGGAUUCUCGAGCAGCGUAUCAAAAAGCACGGCGACUACCAAGCUCUGACGCAGAUGUAUGGCCGUCAAGAGGUGGUCCGCGAGCUGGAACGACGUCGCACUACUAACGGUUUGAAGGAGUGGUUCCAAGGACUGCUGGGCAUUAAUGAAGCCACAAAUAUCACGAACAUUCGUCUCCGUCUGGAGACAGGUCACCGGUAUGAGUACGGUAUCGGAGUCGACUUCGAGUCGCAGAUGUUCUUCAAUCAGAUCCUCUCUCGCAAUGAUGUCGAGUGGAUCAAGUACAACAACAUCACUAAGACAUCCGUCCUCCAAGGACAGUUUGGUGUCCCCCGUGAGCACCGUCUUCUUCUUCCAAGUGAUAUUGCCGCACUUCCAAACCCUUUCAACCAGACCCGGCUUGCCAAAACUAUGACCACACUUCCGGAAUGGAAUGCCACACUAGACAAGCUACCAAACCCAGAAGAGCAUUCAUGGCACAACGUACCCCUAAUGACAAAUCCUCACUCUGCUGCUGUCCCCGUCCUUGCCCAUCUUAACGGUGACCAGAAACUUCGCAACACAUGGUGGGAGAAGAUGUGGUUCUUCCCCUGGGGCCGUGCCCUCCUCCGCCGAUAUGUGCGCUCCUCUCAUGGGUUCGACGCUGCACAGUCUUCCCUUCUGGGCGGCCAAGAGUGGUGGAAUAUGCGCGGUGGACGAGGCGGAGUCUGGACAGACGAGGAGAACUGGGUUGCCUUUUCGGAUGUCUGCGAGGGCCAGGAGCGUGAUCUCUUCGAUGAUGAUCUGGGUCCCUGGGCUAAGGAGAAUGGCGAUCCUGAUGAGCCGGUCUACAAUAAAUUUGGUAAUCUCAUAUACGGCAAAGAAGCUCCAGAUGGAGAGAAGUCAUAG